This is a messenger RNA of Cloeon dipterum, 1011 nucleotides long. RefSeq names its product proteasome subunit alpha type-6-like. The record is from RefSeq and is a predicted model, not a curated record. NCBI's taxonomy places the organism in Eukaryota, Metazoa, Arthropoda, Insecta, Ephemeroptera, Baetidae. Gene Ontology annotation, cellular component: proteasome core complex; nucleus; proteasome core complex, alpha-subunit complex. Gene Ontology annotation, biological process: proteasomal protein catabolic process; ubiquitin-dependent protein catabolic process. Bases 71 to 814 code for a protein of 247 amino acids. The transcript is spliced from 6 exons.
GACUGAUUUAGUUUCUGGUACGUGACGUAAAUGCUUUGCUUGAAAACGCAGAGUCGCACAGCAAACAAACAUGGCUCGCGCUAGCAGUGCCGGUUUUGAUAGGCAUAUUACUAUUUUCUCUCCUGAGGGAAGACUGUAUCAAGUCGAGUAUGCGUUCAAGGCGAUCAACCAGAGUGGACUCACGUCUGUCGCGAUCAGAGGAACUGACAUUGCAAUUGUAGCCACCCAGAAGAAAGUGCCUGACAAGCUCAUGGACCCAAAGAGCGUGACUCAUCUUUUCCAGCUUACGGAUGGCGUAGGCUGUGUUAUGACUGGAAUGAUUGCUGACAGUUUGGCUCAAGUUCAGAGAGCUCGAUAUGAGGCGUCGAACUUCAGGUACAAAAAUGGCUAUGAAAUGCCUGUGGAUGUGCUGUGCCGCCGAAUUGCUGAUAUCAAUCAAGUUUACACGCAAAAUGCUGAAAUGAGACCUCUUGGCUGCAGCAUGAUUCUCAUUGGAUAUGAUGAUGAACUUGGCCCAUGCGUUUUUAAAACCGACCCUGCUGGCUAUUUCUCGGGCUACAAAGCUACUAGUGCUGGAUCAAAGCAGACGGAAGCCAACUCAUUUCUUGAGAAGAAACUCAAGAAGAAGUUGACCUACUCGGGUGAUGAAGCGAUCCAACUUGCUAUCACCUGUCUUUCAACUGUUCUGUCAGUUGAUUUCAAGCCUAAUGAAGUCGAAGUUGGUGUCGUGUCAACUGCCACAAACAGGAAAUUCCAGAAACUUUCUGAACAAGAGGUGGAUCGUCAUCUUGCGGUCAUUGCUGAGAAGGAUUAAUAUUGCCGCACAUAAAAGCUGGACUGGGCCAUCUCGCACCUCUCAGAUCAGGGGGAGUGGUACUACUUGAAGUUCAUGUAUAUCAUCUGCUGUCAUUGCAAGAUCAAAGGGAAAGGCUCAGUCUGGUCCAGGCUACUAUAUUAUGUCCUUAAUAUUUCAACAUUUUCGUUUCAAUAAAUUAACUCUUUAUAACUGCA